Messenger RNA from Sphaeroforma arctica JP610, 2002 nucleotides. RefSeq lists its product as hypothetical. The coding region runs from base 22 to 1767 and encodes 581 amino acids. Gene Ontology annotation, molecular function: FAD binding; protein dimerization activity; NAD(P)H oxidase H2O2-forming activity. Gene Ontology annotation, biological process: mitochondrial respiratory chain complex assembly; apoptotic process. Lineage: Eukaryota; Ichthyosporea; Ichthyophonida. The transcript is spliced from 8 exons. Gene Ontology annotation, cellular component: cytoplasm; mitochondrion. The record is from RefSeq and is a predicted model, not a curated record.
CAUAAAUACGUGCUAUCUAUCAUGUCGUGGUUAAGUGUCCGUACACGUAUCGGCCCUAGUCUGGGCCGGUCUCUUAGUAAGGCAACCCGCACACACAUCACACCGCGUCGCGCAUUAAGCUCCAGAGUGCCACAAGGUCCCAUUGGUAAUCAGAUGAUCUUGGUCGGUGGUGUGUCUGUGGCUCUUGCAGCAGCGGCGAUAUCAUCGUCGCCCAAUUCAUGGUUUGGUCUACCAAAGGUCGUAAAGGAGGUAGCGGAGGAGGUUAUUGCUAUAUUACCUGAGGACCAAUCUGAGAAUGAUGCCAAAGUGGAAGUUGAAGAACCGACUCAAAGCAACAAAACAGUUGCGUCGUCACAAAAUAUUACGAAUCCUUAUGUACUCGUUGGGGCCGGCACGGCUUCGUUCUCGGCGUUACAAACGAUACUAGAGAAGGAUGUGAACGCAAAGGUAGUCAUGAUUGGUGAUGAGGAUGAAUUGCCAUAUAUGCGGCCACCUCUAAGUAAGGAGCUGUGGUAUGGGCCCUCAGAGAGCGGAGACCUGAAGUUUAAAGAUAUUGGACACAAUGACAGAAGUGUGUAUCUGCAGCACACACAGGACACUCAGUAUGUGGAUAGUGUAGAAGCACUGCAGGCAAAAGAAGGCCAAGGUGUAGCCUUCAUCAAGGGCGUGAAAGUAGUAGGUCUCGACGCUAAGGAGAAGAGGUUGACACUGAGCAAUGGAGAUACCGUCGUGUACGAGAAGUUAUUAUUAGCUACUGGAGGGAGUCCACGCACCGUGUCUGAAUUGGAAAAUGCGGAGGAGGAGGUUAAGAGCCAUGUAACACUCUUCAGGAAAAUUGAAGAUUUCAGAAAAUUGAAAGAGAUCUCGGACGGGGCGGAGAGUCUAGUAGUUCUGGGCGGAGGGUUUUUGGGUUCUGAGCUUGCCAUCGCUCUGGCACAUAAAGGUGCUACUUCAAAUAUGAAGGUCACUCAAGUGUUCCCCGAACACGGCAAUAUGGGAUUUCUGCUUCCUCAGUAUCUGAGUACAGCCACGACCGAAUUCAUGCGCAAUGAAAACGUCAACGUGAUACCUUCAGCAUCUGUGGAGUCGGCUUCAAUGUCCAACGGGAAGGUUAUAUUGAAGUUGACGAAUGGAUCCGAGAUUUCCACUGACCAUGUGGUAGUAGCUGCCGGUAUUGAGCCAAAUGUAGAAUUAGCACAACAAGCCCGUUUGGAAAUAGAUCCGAAGUUUGGAGGUGUGCUGGUGAACUCUGAAUUGGCCGCGAGGUCCGAUAUUUAUGCGGCCGGUGACUGUGCGUCUUUCCAUGAUAUAACUUUGGGCCGUCGGUUAGUGGAGCACCACGACCACGCAGUAGUCAGCGGACAUUUGGCCGGUGAGAAUAUGGCUAACUCUACACAACGCAAAUCGUUUGAGCACCAGUCGAUGUUCUGGGGUGACUUAGGGCCCAAGCUAGGCUAUGAAGCUAUCGGCAUUAUUGAUAGCGAACUAGAAACCGUGGGUGUGUGGGCCAAAGCGAAGAGUAGUACUGCAGCACAGCCAUCUGGUGAGAACUCCGGCACGAUAACUCUAGCGGAAAGGCAGAAGCAAGAUGAAGACUCGGAGGUGUUCAAUAAGGGCGUUGUGUUUUAUCUACGAAACAAAAAGGUUGUGGGAGUGCUCCUGUGGAAUCUCUUCGACAAGAUCCCUACAGCCAGGCGCGUAGUUAAGGAUGCGAAACAAGUUGAUGAUUUCAGUGAGCUAGCAAAAGUUUUCAAUGUACAUCAAUAAAACCUAGAAGAUAUGUAGGUGGUGCCAAAAUCUACAGAUGGUAGUAGAACUAUCAUCGAAGUCGUGGGAUGCAAACUUGUAUGGGAAUAUUCGCUUUCUUUUCUUACCGAUACCAUAUACGCAUAGUACUAGUUAAACAAACAGAAUAUACAGUUUAAAAUUUGAGCACGGUUACCAAUAUCGAAAGUAAGAGUUGUUGCCGUCUGCGUGUGAGUAUGUUAAUGGACGAUAUUAG